Gopherus evgoodei (Goodes thornscrub tortoise) is the source of this 3262-nucleotide messenger RNA. RefSeq names its product DERPC proline and glycine rich nuclear protein (gene DERPC). The record is from RefSeq and is a predicted model, not a curated record. Bases 20 to 2224 code for a protein of 734 amino acids. Lineage: Eukaryota; Metazoa; Chordata; Testudines; Testudinidae. The transcript has a single exon.
CCAACGUGCCCAAGAAAGUAUGAAAGAGCCCCGGCCCCAUACCAGAGAGCGACCUGCCCCCUGGACACGAGCCCAGCUUCUGUCCCGAGGGCGGGGGGCUGGUCCCAUGGGGGCAAACUCAGCUCCCUUCCCAAGAGGGGCUGGUCCCAUGGGGGCAAACUCAGCUCCCUUCCCUAGAGCAUCCGGACUCCUGGGCACAAUCCCAGCUACCAUCCCGAGAGGGGUUGAACUCCAAAACAUGAGCCAGGAUCUCCUGCCAAGGCCUGGUGGCCUCUUGGGUACAACUCCAGCUCCCAUGCCAGGCGGGGCCAUGUGCUUGGGCCAGAACUGUGCUCCUAGCACAAGGGGGACCCGACCUCAAGACACAAGUCAAGCUCCCUUCCCCAGGGCAGGUGGCCUCUUGGGCAUUAGCCCAACUCCCAUCCCAAGGGGCACUGGAGCCCUGGGCCCAAACCCAGCUAUCUUCCCAAGGGCAGGUGGCCUCCUGGGUGCUAGCCCAGCUCCCACCUUGCUGGGAACUGGAGCCCUGGGCCAAAGCCCAGUUCCCCUACCAAGGGCAGGUGGGCUCCUGGGCCCAAGCCUAGUUCACACCCCAAGGACACGUGGCCUCCUUGGCACUAGCCCAACUUCCACCCCCAGGGGCACGGGUGCUGUGGUCCAGAACCCAGCUACUCUUCCAAGAGCAGGUGGGCUCCUGGGCCCCAGCCCCGCUCCUGUCCCUAAAGCAGGUGGCCUCCUAGGGACUAGUCCGGCUCCCAUCUCAAGGGGCACCGGAGCCCUGGGCCCCAGACCAGGUCCCGUCCCGACGGUGACCGGAGCCCUGGGCCCCAGACCAGGUCCUGUUCCUAGGGCAGGUGGCCUCCUGGGCCCCAGCUCAGCUCCCAUCUCUAAAGCAGGUGGCCUCCUAGGCACUAGUCCGGCUCCCAUCUCAACGGGCACUGGAGCCCUGGGCCCCAGACCAGGUCCCAUCCCGACGGCAACUGGAGCCCUGGGCCCCAGACCAGGUCCCGUCCCGACGGCAAGCGGAGCCCUGGGCCCCAGACCAGGUUCCGUACCUAGGGCAGGUGGCCUCCUGGGCCCAAGCCCAGCUCCCAUCACAAGGGCAGGUGGCCUCCUGGGUCCUAGUCCGGCUCCCAUCCCAAGGGGCACUGGAGCCCUGGGCCCAAGUCCAGCUCUAAUCCCCAAGCCAGGUGGUCUUCUGGGUCCAAAUCCAGCUCCCAUCUCAGUGGGAACUGGAGCCCUGGGCCCAAGCCCAGCUCCCAUUGUGAGGGUAGGUGGCCUCCUAGGCCCGAGCCCAGCUGCCAUGCUGAGGGGGACUGGAGCCAUGGACCGGGGCCCGGGCCCGGCUCCCAUGCCGAGGGGGACUGGAGGCCUGGGCCCGGGCCCGGCUCCCAUGCCGAGGGGGACUGGAGGCCUGGGCCCGGGCCCCAUGCCGAGGGGGACUGGAGGCCUGGGCCCGGGCCCCAUGCCGAGGGGGACUGGAGUCCUGGGCCCGAGCCCGGGCCCGGCUCCCAUGCCGAGGGGGACUGGAGUCCUGGGCCCGAGCCCGGGCCCGGCUCCGGCUCCCAUGCCGAGGGGGACUGGAGGCCUGGGCCCGGCUCCCAUGCCGAGGGGGACUGGAGUCCUGGGCCUGGGCCCGGGCCCGGCUCCGGCUCCCAUGCCGAGGGGGACUGGCCUCUUCACCACUAGACCAGCUGACAGCCUAUCUAUGAAUCCGUUCCCCUUUCCCAGGGAAGGAGGACCCUCAAGUGCAACCCCAGCUACCAUUGCAGGGAUUGGCUCACCCUUGCACAUGAAUCUGGCUCCCAGCACAAGGGCUGGUGGCCUCCUAGGUAUGAGCCCAGCUCCAGUUCCAAGAACAACUGGCUCCCUGGGCAUGAACACCGCUCCCAUCACACAGGGGCCUGCCAUGCUGGACACUAGACCUACCGGUCCCCUGGGUCAAUCUCCCUUCCCUGGGGCAGCUGGUCCCCAGAGUGUGAACCGGACUCCGUUCCCCAGGGUGGGUGAGCCCCAGAGCAUGAACCCCAUCCCCUUCUCCAAAGCAGCUGGCCCCCUGGGGCCAAAUCCAACUCCCUGCCCUAGGCCAACUGGCCCCCUGGGGCUAAACCCAACUCCCUUCCCCACACCUGCUGGCCCCAUGGCUGUGAACCCAGCUGUUCUCUUUCCUAAUGGGACAUUGUCAUCUCCCAUUAACAACACAGCCAGGCUGCGAUGGUGCUGAUUCUCUCCUGACCCCCUACCCUGGAGAGAAGAUCAAGAGUGCAGCCAUACUCCUGCCACCUGCCUUGCCAACAAACUAGGACCUAGCACAGUCUCAGCUUUUCCUAGAGCCUUGCUGGGUUCUGGACUCCAGGGGUUCGUAGGCCAGCAGCCCCUCGUCCUCCUAGAUGUGGUGGAGCACUGUGUUUGGGUGACGCACUCCUCAGGGAAUGCAGAUCUCAGGCCCAGUGACUCCAGCACUACCACCUUGCUGCACAACAGGGAAUCCAGGAGGCCCCAUCUCGGUCUGGCCGUAGUGCUUGGAACUGGAACAAUGAGCCACAGGAGGCUGUUCUGAAGCAGGCCCCUUGGUGUAACCCUGACCACGCCGCUGCUGCUGGAGACAGCAGGUGGCAUCACCUUUCCUUCUCAGCAGGAGCCAACUGACCUUUUGUUCUGGGUUUGUGUUCCUUCUUCCUGCCCCUUGAAUAAAAGUGACAGGAGGUCAGUGGGCCUGCACUGGCUCCUAUGUCAUCCCAGUGCCACAGGAACAGCAACCCUGCCUCAGCCAGGAGGGACAGGGCCACGCUGGACACUGAACCCUCCUUACUGCAGCAUGGAGCAGCUGCUAUUCAGCUACUGGAGUAAACCCUUGGGAAUUCUGCCCCCCUUGGACCCCUCCAGGGCAAGGCUGGGGCGGAAGUGGCCCUACCUGGGUGGCAGGAGCGUAGGCUGAGGUGGCCCUGCUGCUCAUGAACAUGGCCCUGGGGAAGGCACUCAGUUACCAAGCCAGGCUCCUGGCAGAGCUGCUCUGGCUAUGGGUGGGGACUCAGUUCUAGGGCCAAGAAGGCAGCUGCCCCCCCAAGAUACUCCCCCAGCCUUCCUGUGUGCAAAUCUCUUUAUUAUGACAAAUCCAUUGUGAUAUAAAAACAGACCUUUUAAAAAAAUGAAAAAAUGCAGGUAAAAAAUAAAUAGAUUUACAAACAAUGGUAGCAAUAAGUGUAAAUAUCAAAGCGCUACAAAAGUCUCCUAAAAACCUUGUAUUAAAUGGAGUAAGUCA